Messenger RNA from Engraulis encrasicolus (European anchovy), 1650 nucleotides. It is a transcript of the gene crybb1l1, whose product is annotated as crystallin, beta B1, like 1. Gene Ontology annotation, biological process: lens development in camera-type eye; visual perception. Bases 197 to 859 code for a protein of 220 amino acids. Gene Ontology annotation, molecular function: structural constituent of eye lens. The record is from RefSeq and is a predicted model, not a curated record. The transcript has 6 exons. NCBI's taxonomy places the organism in Eukaryota, Metazoa, Chordata, Actinopteri, Clupeiformes, Engraulidae.
GGCUGGCUCUGUUGAUGAUGCUGGGGUUCUUUUCUCUGGCCGUGGCGCGUCUGUGUGGUCAGCAGGUCUUUUGUGGUGGCGUAAUCCGCCUCUUCUCCGCGCCAGACUAUAAGAGCAUGCGCUGCUGCCCGGCACACACACACUCCCACUGUGGACUGCUUCUCUCGCCGGCGCACUCACUGAGAACACAGGAAACAUGUCUUCUGGAGGAGAUAAGUCUAAAACUGCCUCCCAGACCGACGGGAAGGCUGCUCAGAGCAAGACCUCUGAGUUCGGCAUGAUGAACUACAGGAUGUUUGUGUACGACUGCGAGAACUUCCAGGGCCGUUGCAUGGAGAUCAACGCCGAGUGCGUGAACGUGUGCGAGAUGGGCAUGGACAACGUGCGCUCUCUUCGCGUGGAGUGUGGCCCCUUCGUGGGUUUUGAGCAGAUGAACUUCUGCGGUGAGAUGUACAUCCUGGAGAAGGGAGAGUACCCCCGCUGGGACUCCUGGAGCAACUGCAUGAGGAACGACUACCUCAUGUCCUUCAGACCCAUCAGAAUGGACCCCGAGAAGCACAAGAUCUGCCUGUACGAGGUGGGAGACUACAAGGGCCGCAAGAUGGAGAUCAUGGACGAUGACGUGCCCAGUCUCUACUCCUACGGCUUCACCGACAGAGUGGGCAGCUGUCUUGUGAGCUGUGGAACCUGGGUGGGCUACCAGUACCCCGGAUACCGUGGCAGCCAGUACCUGCUGGAGAAGGGCGACUACAGACACUUCAACGAGUGGGGCGCCCGCUGCCCCAUGUUCCAGAGCGUGCGCCGCAUCCGCGACAUGCAGUGGCACCCCCACGGCUGCUACACCAUGGCUAGCAAGUGAGGGCCCAGCCGUGAGCGCCGGAGCAGGAGGAGGAAGACGGGAGGAGGAGGAGUAGGAGGGGAGGAGGAAGGAGGAGAGGGGGUGCGGAGGAGGAAGGAGAGAAGAAGGGAUGUUGUCUGAGAGGAGCCUUCGUUGAUUGGCUGACUCGACUGACUGGUCCUCUUCUGUUAAAGCCCCCCCUCUUCUUGUGAUGGGAGUGUGGAAUAGUGUGUGGAACGUACCACCUGCGGGGAUUCCACGGGGGUGGGGUGAUGUGGGGGGAGGACUACGGUUACCCCAAAGGGGAGGGAUGAAAUGGAGUCUCCGUGUGUGUGGGGUUUGAUGGUUCUUUUUUUUUCUUGCACCAGACAGCCAGUCCCAGUGGUGACGUCUGCUCUGGAUCAGUAGGCUUUUUAAAGAAAACACACACGCACGAAAAAAGAGAGAAAACGGUUCACGCCCCUGAACGCCAUCGUGGGAUCCCUGCGUCCUCUUUGCCCUUCUCUAUCUCUCCAGCGCUUCGACUGUGGCUCUUUAAUUUUAUCUUUUUUUUUUUUUUCCUUCCGUUUUUUUCUGUCCAAUUUUUGUUCUCUUCUAUUUUAUUAUUUUUUUUCAUCUUUACAAACUCCCCUUAACUUAUUCCCCUAAGCAACCCACCCAGGAGAAUGGAGAGCAAGGGAGAGAGGAGGCAGGUGUUGAACAGACAGACUAACCUCCCUACGGCCCAGCUUGACUCGCUCCUACACUGCUGUACAGAAUCCUGGCCACCUUUUAAAUAAAUAAAGACCCAAAAAUGCUUGAUUUGAAACACA